UCCAUCGACGUUUAUGGAGCAGAAGAAGCAACAACAGGAUGAGAAUUACAAGAGCAAGAGCAUUCACGAUAUUCUCCCUCUUGAGUUGAUUCACAUAAUCUUACUUAGGGUGCCGCUCAAACAUCUCGGUCGCCUCAAGUGCGUUUCGAAGCUUUGGAACACUCUCAUUUCUGAUCCACACUUUGCGGAAUCGCAUGUUCACCUCUCUGCCGCACCCACCCAUGUAUGCCUCUUCAUAAAUGAGUAUUCCCAGGCUUUCUCUGUUGACAUUGACGCAGUAUUUGACGGCUACAAGCAUGCUACUGCAAUAAAAGAGGUAUCUCUCCCUUUCAAGACGAAAACACAUUAUAAUUUUGAAGUUAUGUGCUCCUGCAGAGGCUUUGUUCUCUUACACCGAGCCCCGCAUUUUUUUGUCGUAUGGAAUCCAGUGACUAGAUCCAGCAAAAGAGUAUCCUACUCUCACAUUGUUUCUCGUUGUAAUCGCAAGUGCUUUAUGUUUCCCGGUAGUGCGAUUUUGUAUGGAUUUGGUUAUGAUGCUUCACAGGAUGACUACUUAGUUGUUGUAGCUUCUCGGGAUAUGCAUGACCAAGAGCACUUUGAUUGUUUGUCUUUUAAAACCAAUUCAUGGAUUAAUCUUGAUUCUGCACUCUCCAAACCCUUGGGUAGGAGCAACUGGGAAUCUCGUGGGUUCUUCUUGAAUGGUGCUAUUCAUUGGUCGUCCCGCACUCUUAAAGUUAGAGAUUAUAGUAUUCUUAUAUUUGAUUUGAAGGAAAGAAGUUUCUCAACCAUAUCUAUGCCUGAACAAGUGAUGGAUUAUCUCGAUCCCACUUAUCUCGUCCUACUAGGAGGGUGCCUGGCCUUGUAUUCUUAUAGAACCAAAGGCAAUAAAACUAACAUUUGGGUAAUGAAAGAAUACAAAGUGCAUUCAUCUUGGACUUUCUAUGAGAUUUCUCGUGGACAGUCUGAGCCCCUCUGCAUUUCCAAUGAAAGUUACAUUGAGCCUUUCUGCAUUUCCAAUGAAAGUGACAUUAUUGCAUUAUAUGAUUUUUGUUCACGUCUCUUCUUAAAUUUUACCAAAUAUAAUACCAGAGGAGAGCUCCUCAAACACAAGUAUUUUGAUUAUUGUCAUCUCGAACAUUUUAAAGAUCGUUAUCAUUGGCUCUCUGAUUACGGCACAAGCUACACUGUAUACACAGAGAGUCUCGUGCCACUCCCUAGUGACAUUAAGGAUAAGGAUAAGGAUAAGAAGAAGAAGAAAAAUGGUCAUCAGAAUCAGAAGGAUGUCAAACAGAGAAAGAGAACUAGGAGCGAAUGACUAAACAACAGAGACACAUAAUUCUGUUGUAAAUAAAGCGUAGGACUGUCAAGUUCAGCUGGAAGAAGUUUCUAGAGAAUUUUGUUUUAUUUUGCUUUUGCUUUUGAAUAUGAUUUCCCUUCCAACUAUGAAUGUGAAAAACGGGAACAUUUGAAAUUGCAAAUAGAGUUUCCUUUAGUUAAAUCCAAUCUCUUAUAUUAUCUGCUUUAUCUUUAUUCAAUAUUGCCUUGGUUGAGUUAUUUGACGUCUAUACAGAAUAUCACAUAUCAAUAUGAGAGACUUAACAUGUAAACUAAUUGUUAAUUUGUCAAUUCAAUUUGGUAUUUAGUAGUAAGUAUUUCAGUAUUUUGUUUGUUGGGAUUACAGCUGGGAUAUUUGUGCUUGCCACUUGAAUUCUUCACUAUUCAUCGAGCAUGUGCUCCUAGGUCUUUCUUUCAUGGUAGGUUAAUUGAACCACGUUAAAUUUUCUAUUUUCAACUUAUUUUUUGUUGUCUCUGGUAAUGAAGCCUUGUAGCAUGUAUAUAUAGUUGCUAUA
Arachis ipaensis is the source of this 1850-nucleotide messenger RNA. Its product is annotated as F-box/kelch-repeat protein At3g23880-like. The record is from RefSeq and is a predicted model, not a curated record. Gene Ontology annotation, molecular function: protein binding. NCBI's taxonomy places the organism in Eukaryota, Viridiplantae, Streptophyta, Magnoliopsida, Fabales, Fabaceae.